UGUUGAGGUCUAGCCCAGAAGUGUCAUCCUCUCCAGGGAAGAAAGCACUCGGGAGAAGGGUGGUUUACAGCAUGGUUAUAUACCGUUUCAGAACAAAGAACAUACGAUGAGCGGGACAGGAAUACAAUUUUUUUUCCCCAAGCCACAAGGAGAUGUUUUGCUGUAGUUCAGCAUGUACACAGCAGGUCAAUUUGAACUUGGAUUUCUGGGAAGAAAAGCUUAUCUUCAAAGAAAUACUGGUACUGGCGUCCGAGAAAGGGAGACGAUCAUCCCCAUCUUUAAAGAGUGCAUUCUUUGCUUUGGGAAAAUGUUUGAAGCAGAGGUACCAAGCAUGUUUGGCGGGCCAUAAAUUAGGCUGCUCUGGGAAAACAAGUUUUAGGUCAAAUCAGAUUUAAACUAGAAUGGCUUCCCCAUAUACCCCAAUAUGUGAAAAAUUAUUAUUAUUCUUAUUAUUUUUAUCAAAACCAUAAGCAGAUACAAGAAGGAAAAAUAACAAGAGUGAAUAUAACGGUCAGAAAAGGGAGGCACACAGUGGCUUCCAGUUCUUAAGACGACUGUCUGUCUCUUCCCGGCAGAUCCAACUUCCAACUUUUAAAGUGUGGCCAAGACCAACCAUUCUUCAUCAAUUACAGGAGACAGGAGCUUCCUGACUUUGAGGUGAAGCUCACCCACCAGGCUCAAGGCCAGGCCUCGACCCUGACUUCUGCUACCCCAGUGCCCGCUCCUCGCUCCUCUCUUGGGGCUUGGCGCAAACUCAGCGGAUGCUCAGUAAACACUUAUCAAAAGAAGCGAAGUGAAGGGGGAAGGGGAUUAGGGAGAAUGGAGGAAUCACCAUCCAGUGAGAGAGCAGAAAAGAAACAACGGACUCAUACACGCCACUGGUGUGAACAGAAGGCUGUGAGAGGUGGUGUCGGGAGCUGAGCAGGGCGUGACAUUUGCUCUGCAUCUUGCAAACCCAGUGAAAUUCCAUGUUUAAAGGCAUUUCCCUGAACGCCAUGGCUGUUCUUCGCUGCUGGGCCCAUUCUCUCCUCCCAUGGCAAUCACCACUGUUUGUAUCUUUUUAAAACGGUUUCCUUUAAACAGCUGACAAACUCAGGCAACCAGAGGUGGGGGCCUGGCGUGUCAAGGCCUUGGCGAUCAAGGGCACAGACUCGCUCCCUUGGUCUGUGUGUCGGCCCCUGGAUCCCCGUCUUAAUGGGAUCGGCGCGGCAGGGGAGAGGUGGGGAUGUGUCUAUCGCUGCGUGAGGCCGGCGACUAUCCUGCGCCCCUGCGUUCCGGCCGGGAGAGAGCGGGGGCUGGGACAGCGGCGACGGCGCGCGGGCCCGCCCCCGGGUGGGCGCAGCCCCGGCCGCGGCGCUCCUGGCCCCUCCCCGCCGCCGCCGAGCUGGACCGCAGCGGCCCGGCGACCAUGCGCCGCCUCCCGCGGGCCCUGCUGCUGCCGCUGCCGCUCGCCCUGCUCGUGGCCGCGGGGGCCCCCGAGGCGCCGGUCAGCGCGCCAAGGAGCCUGGUGUGGGGGCCCGGGCUGCAAGCGGGCGUCGUUCUGCCCGUCCGCUAUUUCUACCUGCAGGCCGUCACCUCGGAGGGCCAAAACCUCACCCGCUCGCCCCCAGGUCAAACACUAUUCAAAGUAGUAAUCAAAUCUCUUUCACCUAAAGAGUUAGUCCGGAUUCACAUCCCUAAACCUUUGGACAGGAAUGAUGGAACAUUUUUGAUGCGAUAUAGGAUGUAUGAAACUGUCAACGAAGGGCUGAAGAUAGAGGUCCUUUAUGGUGAUGAACAUGUGGCUCAGUCUCCCUAUAUUUUGAAAGGACCCGUGUACCAUGAAUACUGUGAGUGUCCAGAAGAGGAUCCUCAGGCCUGGCAGAAAACCCUGUCUUGUCCAACCAAGGAACCACAGAUUGCAAAAGAUUUUGCAUCUUUUCCCAGCAUCAAUCUCCAGCAGAUGCUAAAUGAAGUUCCUAAAAGGUUUGGGGAUGAGAGGGGCGCCAUUGUUCAUUACACGAUUCUCAAUAACCACAUCUACCGGAGAUCUUUAGGGAAGUACACAGACUUCAAAAUGUUCUCUGAUGAGAUUUUGCUGUCACUGGCAAGAAAGGUUCUUCUCCCAGAUUUAGAAUUUUAUGUUAAUCUUGGAGAUUGGCCCUUGGAGCAUCGAAAAGUCAAUGAAACCCCUGGCCCUUUACCUAUCAUUUCAUGGUGUGGCUCUCUGGAUUCACGAGAUGUUAUCCUCCCAACAUAUGACAUCACCCACUCCACACUUGAAGCAAUGAGAGGUGUUACAAAUGAUCUCCUUUCUAUUCAGGGAAAUACAGGGCCUUCCUGGAUCAAUAAAACAGAGAAAGCUUUCUUCAGAGGUCGAGACAGCCGAGAGGAGAGGCUCCAGUUGGUGCAGCUGGCCAAAGAAAAUCCACAGCUACUAGAUGCAGGAAUUACAGGAUAUUUCUUUUUCCAAGAGAAAGAAAAGGAGCUUGGAAAAGCUAAAUUGAUAGGUUUCUUUGAUUUCUUUAAGUACAAGUAUCAAGUGAACGUGGAUGGGACCGUGGCUGCUUAUAGAUAUCCAUAUCUCAUGCUGGGCGACAGUCUCGUUCUGAAACAGGACUCACCGUAUUAUGAACAUUUCUAUUUGGCACUAAAGCCUUGGAAACAUUAUGUUCCAAUUAAAAGAAAUCUCAGUGAUUUACUAGAGAAAGUUAAAUGGGCCAAGGAAAAUGAUGGAGAAGCCAAGAAGAUUGCCAAAGAAGGGCAGUUGACUGCUAGGGAGCUGCUACAGCCACACAGGCUGUACUGCUACUAUUACAGAGUGCUACAGAAAUAUGCUGAGCGCCAGUCCAGCAAACCAGAAAUACGUGAUGGAAUGGAACUUGUUCCUCAGCCAAAGGAUAAUGAAUCCAUCUGCCAGUGCCACAGGAAAAGGCCUUUAAGAGAGGAGCUUUAAGUCAGCCCAGAUUCACUCCUGCGUAUACCAGUGACAUCUUUAAUGGAAGUGUUCAGAUGGAAUCUAAGCCAUGAAGAACACAGCUUGGAAGACUUUAUCCAAAGGACUAGUUCUCUUGAUGGUCUUAUAUAAUGUGGAUGGACAGAGUGAUAUUAGAGCAAGUAUUACCAAGUAUCUUUGGAUAUUAAUUUCUUUUGAGUGAAAACUGCUAUUAUGAGCAUCAUAGUUUCUCUAAAAAGAAAACGUGGGGAUCGUACUAGAUAGAGAGGCUUGCCAAGAUAUAAAUCACUCUCUGUGAAACUAUUUACAUCAUAUUUAUUGAUUCAUUUCUACUUCUAGUUCACUUUCCCGCUUCCCCUUCCAAUUAUGAAGAAAAAAUAUUUGUGCAGGGCUUCCCCCCCUACCACGCCCCCACAUAAUUUCUUCUCCUAUAAGCUGCUUUUGGCAUUUAGUAAUAGCAAGCCUCCUCUAAGAAGGUCUGAUAAGAAUAAUUAAGGAAGAUGAGGAUGACUCUGUUAUUAAAGGUAGUUUGGAGACUAUCAAGGGGCUAUUUUUUUAAUGCUCACUCACAUCUUUUCAACUAUGUUUUACCAUGGCCUGCCUGAGACAAAAUUAAGUAGAAACUGUGCCGUAAGCUAGAAAUUCCCAAUCUAUCUGGGUUGGACAUCCAUCAAGGACAACACAAUUAUUAAAGUAGAUGAGAGCAUCUUAUGGGUACCAUUCAUUAUCUAUUGAAUAAAUAAAAGAUAACUAUAGUCAGGUGGGGAUCUUUAAUUCUUUUUUAAUCUUUAAAAGGGAUACUUGAAAACCUCUGCAACAAGCUGCAGGAAAGCUAGUAUCUUGGGCUUUGCUAAUAAUCUGAGAACAAAGGCAAGCAUCCAUUCCUCACCACACCCCUCUUCUAUUUUACUGCUAAGAUAAAAACUUUGGAAAUUUCCUUUGCCUUUUAGGACAGGGUGAAGACUUAAGACUUAUAGCCCAGAAAUUUGUUGUACAUUGCUUGUAAUACCACCAAUCCAAGAUUCAGUUCGCUAAAGAACACACUCCAAAAACAAGAGCUAUCCACACUCCCAACCUAAAGAUAUUUACUUCCCUAAUUGAAAUAUUUACUUAAUCUGGAAAAUAAUGUAACUGCUUUAAAGUAGUUAUAUCCUUUAUUAAAGAUCAAUAAGAACACAGGAUUUUUUUUUAACUAGACAAAAGCAACACCACAUUUGGAAACAGUGAAAUCAAAGUCAAGUAUCCAUAGAAAACUCCAACAGCCACCAGUUCAAAACCACCAUGCACACAUAUAAAAUAAAGAGCAAGCUGUACUGGCACCAUACCCUAAUGAACCCAUGUCCUACAUAUAUUGUACAGUCUGGAGCUUGUCAAAGCUGAGUUAUGGAAAGACAGUUUGCCCUCCCACACACGUCCCUGCCCUCCAACCCCAGGUCCUUCCUGAAUGACUAAUGGCAUUUUGUUAGAAACAUCUUAAAUUUUUAAAAUUUGUAUCACCUGCUCCCAGACAGGUCUGAUAGUUAAAAGCAAGUUGAGACAAACUGGGCAGGUUCUGGGCAUGGAAUAGGAAGGAUGUGCUUAAAAAAUUAAGUGGAACCCCUUGAGAAAUUCCACAGGGAGACAGCAGCCGUAGUCCAGAUAACCUGUCUUCCACUGACUCAGUCAUAGUCUCUAAAAAGAGUUUGUUUUACAUGGCUUUCUGGUUUGUUGACAUGAAUACAACUGGGUAAAAAUAGGAUUAUUAAAAGUCUGAUUCUUUCCCUUUCACACGUUACCCACAUAUUCCAUUAGUCAUUUUUAAUGCUUCAACUUUCAUUAAAAAUAUCUGAAUUUUAGGGGCCAACCCAGUGGUGCAGUGGUUAAGUUCACACUCUCCUCUUCGGCAGCCCAGGGUUUGCCAUUUCGGAUCCCAGGAGUGGACCUACACACUGC
This is a messenger RNA of Equus quagga, 4867 nucleotides long. RefSeq names its product protein O-glucosyltransferase 3 (gene POGLUT3). Gene Ontology annotation, molecular function: protein binding; glucosyltransferase activity. The record is from RefSeq and is a predicted model, not a curated record. NCBI's taxonomy places the organism in Eukaryota, Metazoa, Chordata, Mammalia, Perissodactyla, Equidae. The transcript has 8 exons. Bases 1226 to 2935 code for a protein of 569 amino acids. Gene Ontology annotation, cellular component: endomembrane system.